GUGAGCUGAGCGGCGGCGAUCCCAAAAUUCCAAUUUCGGAAACUGUUGUAGAUGGUCAUUCACAGAUGUUUAGGAAAGAAAGACAUAACCUAUAACUGGAUUCUGUAAUCUACGAUAGCGGGGAUUUUUGAAGGUGCAAUGUUUCAGGACUGUACAGCAGGAUCAUCCAUCCAUGGUCUGGAGCAGUGUGGGAUCUGAACAAUACAGAGCAGAGAGCCAGGCAGGACUACAGGUGCAAGGCAAGGGGGCUACGAAGGCUACCAGGCCUGGACAGGAGUGCAUACUGGCUGCGGUUGGGAUGUUGAGGCAGAGCAGUGGUGGAGGCAGCAGUAGUGGUGGUAGUGGUGGUGGAGGUGGUACCAGCGGAGGGAACAAACGAUUGCUGGGCAUCUCACGCACCUCCAACUCCCACUUCUUCCCGUUGUCCCCUGGCACGGGCAUGGGCACUAGUACGGGCACCACGGCGAGUACCGGAUCAGGGACUUGGGGGACGGGCGGCAGAGGAGCCAAGAGCAGCUCCCUGAGCUCCGUCAGCUCUGGAUUGGACAGUGUGGAUGCUGCUGCCCCUGUCGGCACCACCGACCCAGACUACAUCAUGCAGCUGGUCAACGACGUGCGCAAGUUUGCCGACGUCUUACUUCACCUCAAGGAAGCUUUUCACUCCAAAGAGCACCAGGACUGUCUUCACCAGGUAGUCCAUGAGCGUCUGGGGGAGCUGCUGCGCGUGUUGAAGGCCGUCAUCAGCAAACACCAGACCCUCAACUCUGUGGACAUCCUCAGUGCUGCAGGCACCGUCAUCGCACAGGUCAAAGGUGUUAACUUCAAGGAUGUGAACGAGGAGAACAAGCAGAAGCUUUUCGGAGAGAUAUACACUUCCAUCGACACAUUGGCAUUCACCUUUGGCAAUGUAGUGUCUGACUUCCUUAUGGGAGAUGUAGAGAAUGGAUCAGCGUUGGGGCUGCCCCUGACUCGGAGAAGCAGGUCGUUUGAGAACCUUUCCGUGGAAUCUGUAGUAUCCGGUCCAGAGAAAGAUGAUCCAUCAGGUCCAUCGCCGCCGGCGAGGGCGGAGGAGGUGGAUGGUGUGGACGUGGCGCUGCAGCGGAGUGAAGGCGGGGUGGAGUCAGCUCUACUAUACGCCAAGGCCUGGUCCAAGUACACCAAGGAGCUGCUGGCCUGGGUGGACAAACGACUCAGUGUGGAUAUCGAGUGUGCGAAGAGCUACGCCAAAAUGGCCGAAUCAGCGAAGACACUCGCAAGUCAACAGGAGUUCAUGCCAUUCCGGGACAUUUACAUGUCAGCAUUCAAGAACGAUAUUGAGUACAGCCAGCUCCUACUGCACACAGCAGCWAYCCUUCAAACCAACAAAUUCAUGCAGCCUCUCCUCGCGCGGAAGAACGAGCUGGACAAACUGAGGAAGGAGGUCAAGGAGCAGUGGCAGAGAGAACAGAAGAAAAUGCAUGAGGCGGACAGUGCUCUGAGGAAGGCCCGUGUUCUGCAGGCCCAGAGACAGGAGGAGUAUGAGAAGGCCCGGGUGUCCACCAGCCGAGUAGAGGAGGAGCAGCUGGGAGCAGCCAAGCUGGAGAAGAGACGCAGGCUGGAGGAGGAGGCUCUGCAGAAGGUUGCCCCUCGCCAAGCGGUCGUUGAGCAGCACCCACUGCAGUACCCACAGUUCCCACGGUAACCUGUCUCAGAUGUCCGUCACCUCUGGGGACUUCCUGGGGACCGAYGAGGUGGAGAGCCCGGUCAACACACGGCCCGCCAAGAUCUCUGAGAGACGGUCCAACAGCAGCACCGACAUCCAAGCUCUGAGGAUCCAGGGCCCGUUCCGACCCUGGGGAACGGGUAGUCAGGGCGGGGGGAUGUGCAGUGACUCAGAGAGCGCCGGAGGCAGCAGCGAGUCCAGAUCCAUGGACUCCCCCACCGCCAGCCCAGGUGACUUCAAGAGGAGAUUACCCAGAACCCCCUCCACGGGGACCAUGUCGUCAGCUGAUGACCUGGACGAGAGAGAGCCGCCCUCGCCGUCAGACAACGGUCUGAGUGAGAUGCUGAUAGAGACAGCCAGUUCCCCAGGUCCGUUCCGUAACACCCAGAUGUCCAAGGCAGCCCAGACACACAAGCUGAGGAAGCUGAGGGCCCUGUCCAAGUGCAGAGAGUGUGAUAGUCUGGUGGUCUUCCAUGGGGCUGAGUGUGAGGAGUGCUCCCUGGCCUGCCAUAAGAAGUGUCUGGAGACUCUGGCCAUCCAGUGUGGUCAUAAGAAACUCCAGGGUAGACUGCACCUCUUUGGUGUUGACUUCACCCAGGCAGCUAGGAACAACCCAGAUGGUAUUCCUUUCAUCAUCAGGAAGUGUACCUCGGAGAUUGAGAAUAGAGCGCUGGACAUCAAGGGGAUCUAUCGUGUGAAUGGGGCCAAGUCUCGUGUGGAGAAGCUCUGUCAAGCAUUUGAGAACGGCAAGGACCUGGUGGAGCUAUCUGACCUUUACCCCCAUGACAUCAGCAAYGUGCUCAAACUUUACCUGAGACAGCUUCCAGAGCCUCUCAUCCUGUUCCGUUUCUACAACGACUUCAUCGGYCUGGCCAAGGAGAGCCAGAACAUCAUCGUGGACGAGGUGGAGGCAUCCAGGGUCAGCCCCGCCUCCCUGACCCCUCCACAGGUCAGCGUGGAGCUCAACCGGGUCCUCUUCAAGAUCAAAGACCUCCUGAGACAGCUGCCCCCGGCCCACUACAAGACCCUGCAGUUCCUCAUCCAACACCUGCACAGGGUGACCGAGCAGGCGGAGGAGAACAAGAUGACAGCCAGUAACCUAGGUAUCAUCUUCGGCCCCACGCUCAUCAAACCAAGACAGACGGACGCCGAGGUGUCCCUGUCCUCCCUGGUGGACUACCCCUACCAGGCACUCAUCGUGGAGMUCCUCAUCAGACACUAUCAGAUGAUCUUUGAUGCCCCCCUCAGCCCUCUGCCACGGCCCCAGGGCCCACCAGGCCCCUCUGGGGAGGGCUCUCCUCUGAAGGGUCAGGACGCUAACCCUUGCCUCACCCCUCAGGAGAAGGAGCAGCUUCUCAGCAGACACUCCAAGUCUCUAGUAGACAUUAAGGAGCAGAGCUCUAAAGUGUAUAAGCGUCAUUCCUCCAUAAUCCCCUCCACCCAUUUAAUGGACGAGGUCAGAGAGGGGAAACCCAGGCCUGAUGGGAGGGACUAUGCACCUGGAGUGGACGAGGACUCAGAGCAACUCAACGGGCUCCUGUCUGGCAGCGUCCCUGAGGUCCAGAGAGCAGAGGGAGAGAGGGACAGGGGGGAGAGGGGUCUUACCCGGGCCCGCCACACCACUUCCCGGGUCCACCUCCGCCACCCCCGCUCCAAGCUUGUCUCCCGACCCAUGAGCAUGCCUGCCGAACGCCUCCUGAACCCUGCGCACGGCGUGGAUGAGAGGAAUGCCAGGAACACCGCUGACCUGGACAGCGAGGACGUUACCGGGAGCGCCGGGAGCAUUGCGCGGGACCAGUCAAUUGAGGAGGUGUCGGAGGACGAGAAGCCAAAGUCGAGGGCGAGCAGCCACUAUCGGAGCACGUUCAUCGACACGGGGACGUUGCGUAGGACCUGGGACAGACAGUACAAGCAUUAUGACAUCACCCCCAGGACAGCUAAGAUCAUUACCAACCUGCCUACAGCAGACAAAGAGGUGGAGGAGUCGACCACAAGCCUCUCCACUUCUGUACCAUCAUCCUCUUCCAUCUACCCCAACAGACCCUACACCAUCGCAGUGAGGCCGGGCAGGACUCUGAAACGGGAGGAGAACGUGUGUGAGUACAGCUCUGUGCCCACUGCGUUCAGGCCCCCCCGGACUCUACAGCCACCGCCUGGAACCUUCUACAAACCCCCCUCGGGGAGCAAGGACAAAGUGUUAGGGGACGCGCCGCAAAAGAAGCAUGCCGAGGCAGCUAACAGCGCAGAGGASGAAGAACAGGAGGACGAMGAWSAKGAKGAYGAYGAYGAWGAUGAGGAGGAAGAGGAGAUGGGUCUGGAGGUCUCUGUAGACGAGCCCUCUGUGGAUGAAGACAAUGUGGAUGAGGACACUGAGGCUCCGCAGCAGGCUGCAGGCUCCUCUCUGUCCCUGCCCCAAUCCCCCAGCUCCAGCCCUGAGGACCUCAGUGACGAGGCCAAGCCCGUGUACCAGAGACUACGGGCCAGACGCUUGCAGGAGUUCGAGCACCGCGAGGCCCAUUUUGUAUGACCAUAUUUAUCGCCAUUACUCACAGGUCGUCAUUAUAAUUAAUCAAGAGUCAUUUUCCUUCUAUGAUUAGGAUUKAAAUGGUCAAAUCUGUAUAAUAUGUGCCAUAUUGUAUAAGAAGAAACAACUUCAAAUCCUUUCAUGAACUGUGAAAACAAUUACCCACGGAAGUGUUAUAUAUAUUAAUAUAUUCCUUGUUAUCUUUUUUGGAGUUCCGUAGUUGGUGCUGGAAGGAACUGUUGUACUGCAGGUCCCCAAAAUGAAGACAGGAUGCACUUAGUUAACUACAUAACAAUGGCUGUAUUAUAAGUCACUUCACCUAUUCUAGGUUUCUGUAAAAGGUCUGUAUAAAGAAAGCCACAUAAUCAAAACGUGCUUCCAGUACCAAUCACUACAAAUGUUAAAGAAAUAGUUAAUUUCCCAAAAGUUAAAUCCAUCAUUGUAGAUUUAUAUGUACAGUAUUUUUAACAUACGGCUCAAUACAAAGUAAUGCCAGGAUAGCAUGUUUUUCUCUCUUUUAAACUGUGCAAUUACUUUUUAUUAAAGAAAUAUCAUACUGUAUCUGUUGUAUAAAGUUUUGGUACACUGUAUUUGUAUGUUUAUAUGCCAAAAAAUAUUAUUUCAACAACUGUUACAGUAUAGUGUGUAUCGCCACUUUAUCAAAACUGAAUUUGACGCACUUACUUAAUCCAGUCUUUCACAGUUAUUKUAUGCAUUACACAUAUUUCUACUUUUUGUAAUGCAGUAUUUUGUAUACAGUAUUACUUUUGUAUACAGUCAUUUGAAAAGUUACAAUGUUUAAUGUAUGCUUUAUCAAACCUGAAACUGCAUGUGUUGCUCGUUUAACGUGGAUGAAUAACUCUUAUUUAUCUUUGACUUGAUUGACACUUAGGCAUUAUAUGUGGAAAGUGUCUGUAUGUAAGUCAAUGGAGAUAUGCUUCAAAACCACACUUCAACCAAACAUCAACCUGCUCCUUUUAGACGUUUACCUGGAAGGUAACAACCUAACAACUCAACUGAAAAACAUUGAAUAAUAUAAUUAGAGGUCAGUCAGGUCGUUUCUGGCCUGUUGUAAGAAGUCUAUCACAAUAUUACGAUGGGCCAAAGCUGUUCUCUUUUUGAAAGUACUAUUUAGUUCAGUCAGUGCUGACCAGAUAUUUUAAUCAUAUCAAUUAUACUCUCACUUUGUACAGGUUAUAAGUACCAGUAAGUGCUACAUUCAUGUAAAUGGUAUAUCCGUCUAUAUUUUAUAAAUAUUAUCUAUAAGGGUCUUUGCAGAUUGUCUCCAAUGUAUUAAAUCCCUUUCAUUGUACAAACUGGUACAUACGAACAUACACCUUUUUGUAACUUAUUAAAUAUAGUUGACAACUUCCAAACAUGUUUCUGUAAUCUUUUGUAUUCCCACACCUACAGUAUAGAUAGUUGAUAAACCAGAUUUUGGAGCCUAGGUUAAUUCCUAGUUGAUGUGAAUAAAUGGAGCGUAAGAGGUAGAAACCAUAACAUGUAGACCCUAUUUUUUCCCCCAUAACCUUCAAUAAAAUGAUCCCUCUCUUUC
This is a messenger RNA of Salvelinus sp. IW2-2015, 5781 nucleotides long. The record is from RefSeq and is a predicted model, not a curated record. NCBI's taxonomy places the organism in Eukaryota, Metazoa, Chordata, Actinopteri, Salmoniformes, Salmonidae.